Molecule: messenger RNA, 459 nt
Organism: Helobdella robusta
Lineage: Eukaryota; Metazoa; Annelida; Clitellata; Rhynchobdellida; Glossiphoniidae
Exons: 4
Coding region: 1-459 (152 amino acids)
Cellular component (GO): membrane
Source: RefSeq, a predicted model, not a curated record
AUGUUAUUUGCUUUAGGUAUUUUUGUUCUGCUGUUAGGCAUUGCAGGACUUUAUGGAGCUAUAUCAAAUAAAAUCACGGUGCUGAAUAUUCUCGGAUGUUGUGGUGCUAACGACUCAGAAGAUUACAGAAGGGUAGAAUGGAAUAGUACGUUUACACUUAAGAACCAGAUGAUCAAUGCCACAGUCCCACCUUCUUGUUGCAAGAAUGAAACACUUGGUCUUCCUCAAGCUCUCAUGUCAAGAACGUUUUACGAGAAUCUGGACGAUUGUUUGAGCGGGGACGUCUCCAAAAUAAAUUUGGACGGAUGUGUUGUUGAACUCAAGCGAAGCUUCCAAACUGUAUCAACAACACUGGUAAUAAUUGGAACUGUUCUAUUGUUAAUUCAGGGUGCAGCUUUGUGGACCUCGAAUACAUUGAUGUUAACAACGGAAGACAGUGAAUCUUCAAGCGAUGAUUAA